UUUGCAUCGAUCUUCGCUUCCAUUCCACCUGUUCUAGCUAACUAGAAUUAAAACCAGAGAAACAGACAUAAUGGCAGGCAUCAAGCACCUGGUCAUGGCCAAGUUCAAGGAAGGAGCAGCAGUGGAGCAGCUGCUUCUGGACAUGAAGAAACUCGCAUUAGAGUUGGAUAUCAUCAAAUCCUUCGAAUGGGGAGAGGACGUUAUGAAGAACGACAAGUAUAGCCAUGGAUUCACGCAUACGUUCAUCUUCAUGUUUGACAGCGCUGAGGACGUGGCGGCGUACAUGAAGCACCCUCGACACGUUGAGUACGGCAAGAAGUUUCGUGCAGGGACUGAGAAGAUCUUGGCGGUGGAUUUUCCGACUGUUAUUGAUAAGAUUGCGACUGCUUGACUCAAUUAAGAAGAAGGUGUCGAACAAUAAUAAUGAUAUGUGAUAAAUUCACUUAACUAAUGAAUUACUAUUUUUAUAAAUAUGUAUUUCAUGGCCUUAGUGGUAUUUAAUAUAUCGCCACAUCAAUUGCCAGUGCGUAA
Molecule: messenger RNA, 531 nt
Organism: Zingiber officinale
Lineage: Eukaryota; Viridiplantae; Streptophyta; Magnoliopsida; Zingiberales; Zingiberaceae
Product: stress-response A/B barrel domain-containing protein At5g22580-like
Exons: 2
Coding region: 71-391 (106 amino acids)
Source: RefSeq, a predicted model, not a curated record